This is a messenger RNA of Blastomyces dermatitidis ER-3, 2526 nucleotides long. RefSeq names its product ZIP Zinc transporter. Gene Ontology annotation, molecular function: zinc ion transmembrane transporter activity. The record is from RefSeq and is a predicted model, not a curated record. NCBI's taxonomy places the organism in Eukaryota, Fungi, Ascomycota, Eurotiomycetes, Onygenales, Ajellomycetaceae. Gene Ontology annotation, biological process: zinc ion transmembrane transport. The transcript is spliced from 5 exons. Bases 621 to 2354 code for a protein of 577 amino acids. Gene Ontology annotation, cellular component: plasma membrane.
CUCAAAGGUUUCCUCAUUUCCAGACUAUAUUUAUCUCUUAGAGGAAUGAUUUAUUUUUCAUCCAUCUUUCGCCCAUCUUUCACUGUUACAGUAAAUCUCGUCGUACCCCUCUCACCUUGCGCAAAAUAUUACGACAUUAUUAAAAUUCCCAUCAGACAAUUGCUAGCGCCGAAUUCAAUGCCAGUUUUCGUCUAACCCAAGCCGUCCCGCCUGUAACGCAGUGUACGGUGCGAUCUCGCCUAAAACCGGGCUUCAAAGGGCUAGGCUAGUAUUCCUUGACCGUUGACGUUAAUAACACCUCACAAGUCAAUAACAGCACUUGUAUCUUGGCGGUAUUCCACAGGCCGGCCCAUAGAACGCUUGCUUCUGCGGGGAUCGAAAACUCAGCGGAUUCGUCAUCCCGAACUCUUUUUCUCACUUUCUGACCCCGACGUUGUGCCUAUAUCUCUUGCCAUAUCCCUGAACGUAUUUUGUUGCAUAUCUAUCUCGAUAUAUCUCUACGGAGUACAUACAUCGGAUAUUGGAUUUCUGAUAAAUCAAGCGAACCCAAAACCCCUAUAGGCGGGAAAAAAAAAAAAAAAAAAAAAAAAAAAGGGACCUUGUCUUCAAACCCGCCUAUCAUGAACUGCCCGUCCCGAACCGAUCAAUGCCCCGACCAUCCAGACUGGAACCAAAGCCCACCAUUGUUGACAGCCGACCUGACUACAUGCGAGGACCUCAACGGUAUUGUCAAUUCCAGGGCAUACCGGAAUCGGGAUUCCCAUCUGUCCUGCGAUUCUGCUCAGACUUCGGAUGGUCUUCUUCAGAGACCGCCUGAGAAUUACCGUCCGCCUCUGGCCAGCAAGGGCGCAGAUGCAGGUUGUCAUUUUUUGAACAAAGAAGACACCUGCUCUGCCACCCGUGCUUGGCCUCCCGCAAUUGGGACAGACCAGCGAUCUUGCCAGCGUCGAGUUUGGAUCUGGCGAAUCGCGUUAUUUGUAUUGUUUGCAUAUAUAUCUUAUGCCGCUGGAGGCUCGUUGUUAGCUUAUGCAGCAACCUUAAAAUCAAACCUAUCCCACAAACUGCCCACGACCCGAUUACAACGGCGCGGAACCUGCUCCAACAAUCCGGCUUCCGACCGCGAAUACAACACCCCCCUCCAUGUCGGCGCCCUCAUGAUCAUCCUCUCCGUAUCCACCCUCGCCUGCUCAUUCCCCCUUGUGGCCGUCAAAUUCACCUUCCUCCGCAUCCCGGCCUGGUUCCUCUUUCUCGUCCGCCACUUCGGCACGGGAGUCCUGCUCGCAACGGCCUUUGUGCAUCUCUUGCCCACCGCCUUCGGCUCGCUAAAUGAUCCGUGUCUCCCUCGUUUCUGGACGGUAGAUUACCAGCCCAUGCCUGGUGCGAUUGCGCUGGCGGCCGUGUUAUCGGUGACGGUUGUGGAGAUGAUAUUUAGUCCUGGGAGGCAUUGUUGUAGUGAUAGGGGGAAUAGGAGUGUUUAUAUGAGAGGACAGGAGAAGAAGGGGCAUGAUUGUUGUGGUGGUAGUUGUGGUGGCGGUCAGGGUGGAAGCAGAGGCGGCGGAGAUGAUUUUGAGACAUCUAAGACACCCGACUCCGAUCGACUGAAGUCGCGGCCCAGUAUUACGACGGAUGCCUCACUGCGCCGCGAGCGGCCGCUUGUUGGCAAUUCGAGUAGUCUUGGUCGCGAGUUGGCGCAUAUUAACGCAGAUUUGGUGGAGAUGGAGCGGGUGCAGUCACCAGGUCGAGGACAAGGACCACGAGUAUCGGCGGCGGUGUCGGCAGCGGAGACCAAGGCCGAUGUUGAUGAACCCCAGUCGGAGAGCGAUGAUGAGCUUUCAUCGAUCAAGUUGACGCCGGAGCAGCAGCGUAAGAAGGCUGUGAUGCAGUGCAUGUUAUUGGAAAUGGGGAUUUUGUUCCAUAGUAUUUUUAUCGGGUUGGCGUUGGCGGUGUCCACGGGGAGUUCAUUUGUGGUUUUGUUGAUUGCUAUCGCUUUUCAUCAAACGUUCGAGGGCCUCGCUCUAGGCUCGCGCAUCGCAGUGAUAGACUGGAAGGAUAAAACUUACCAGCCAUGGAUUAUGGCCCUAUUAUAUGGCUGCACUACACCUCUCGGCCAAGCAAUCGGCCUAGGAACGCAUACCCUCUACGACCCAGACUCAGAAGUCGGCCUCAUAAUGGUCGGCGUCAUGAACGCUAUCUCAUCAGGUCUGCUUGUCUACUCCUCACUGGUUGAGUUGCUGGCUGAAGAUUUCUUGAGCGAUGAGAGCUGGCGCAUACUACGGGGUAAAAGGCGAAUUUAUGCUUGUUUGCUUGUGUUCUUUGGUGCGGCUGCCAUGAGUUUGGUAGGGGCUUGGGCUUGAUUAACAGCGCCUUGCUAAAAUAAAAGUCUGGAACUUUUUUCGCAGCUCAGUUUGGGGGGUUCACCUUAAGGAACUAGUUCGUCCUUUCGUUAAACGCUUUUACUUGUUGAUCUUUCCUUCCUACUAGAUAGUAUGAGAUGGCAUGAUUAAUUGCAGGCACUUUUCAGAUUUC